GCAAAUAGAAAGAAAGGAUUCAAAGGAAUGAAAAAACUAUCUCUUGGCUUCACUUUCAUGGCUUUUAUAAACUCUAGCCAUCUUCUUCAUGUCCUCUUUCUAAUUAAGUAUCAAACACCGGAAAGCUCCUUGACAGUACCUUCCCGUAUGCUUUCUUAUAUAUAUAUAUAUUGCAUAAUCUAUAUAUAUGCCUAGUUCUCUAGUUCUUUUUGUGCACUUGUGAAGGAUGGGGAAAGCUCCAUGCUGUGAUAAAACAAAAGUUAGGAGAGGGCCUUGGUCUCCAGAGGAAGACAUACUUCUUAUAAACUUUGCUCAGAAGCAUGGCACUGGUGGUAAUUGGAUGACUUUGCCACAGAAAGCAGGGCUUCGACGAUGUGGCAAGAGCUGUCGAUUACGGUGGAUGAACUACCUCAGACCUGACAUCAAGCACGGAGGUUACACUGAAGAGGAAGGCUACAUCAUUUCCACUCUCUACAAGACCAUUGGAAGCAAGUGGUCUAUCAUUGCUUCUCAUCUUCCAGGAAGAACAGACAAUGAUGUAAAGAACUACUGGAACACAAAACUAAAGAAGAAGGUGACAACAAUUGCAGAAGAUACAGAAGCCUCUCAAACUCCAACUCCAGCCAUUGAUCAUAGUAUUGAUCAAUCCAAGACCUUUAUCUCAGAACUCCUCAAUGAUCUCAAUGAAGUCUCCUCUAAAUCCUCUCCUGGCCAAGAGAGUAGCAACAUUAACAUUCCUGACUGGUUUGCAUAUGAAAAUGGAGAGAUGAAUACAUUGUUGUGGGAGUUGGGGUUUGCAAGUUCUAGUGAUACUUCCAUGCAAGAGAUUGGAGAUCAUAUUGGUGGUGAUUCAAGCAUGGCAAGCAUUGGUAGUUUGUGGUCUUUUUCUGAGACCAUGCCACAAAGUAGUGCUACUAAUGAGUUAUAUAUAUGACUUAUAGCUAGCAUGAGACGUUGAUUAUAAUUAUCAAGGAAAGAAAUGAAGGAAUGGAAACUUCUUUUAUUACUUGAUUUUGUGUUGGAGCUUGUCAAUUAAUGGGUAGAGAUAUAGAUAGAAUUUAAGGAAAGAUAGUAAUGAAUUGUUCUAGCCUUUU
Messenger RNA from Dioscorea cayenensis subsp. rotundata (Guinea yam), 1094 nucleotides. Its product is annotated as transcription factor MYB87-like. Lineage: Eukaryota; Viridiplantae; Streptophyta; Magnoliopsida; Dioscoreales; Dioscoreaceae. The record is from RefSeq and is a predicted model, not a curated record. Bases 227 to 934 code for a protein of 235 amino acids. The transcript has 3 exons.